AUGAAAAAGGUGUGUCAGGAUGGUGCUAAUUACGAUGAGGCUUGUACAUCUGACGUAGAUUGCACAGGAACAAAUGCUGCAAAAUGUGCUGGCAGGAAAUGUACAUGUAGUGACGGUUAUUUCCGUAAAACUACUGCUACAGAAUGUGCUGCAAAAGUUGCCUUGGAUGCAACUUGCAUAGUCACCGAUUCUGCCAAAGAUCAAUGUAGUGUAGUGAACACUGAAUGUAGAACUGAUGGUUCAGAAAGUAAAUGUUUAUGUAAAGCAACCCACUAUUCAGAUGGAAACGCUUGUCAAACCAGCAAGAAACCAGAAGAAACGUGUGCUGCAAAACAGUGUGUUACUCAUGCUACUUGCAACACUAAGUCUAAUCCUAAUAAAUGCCAAUGUAAUGCAGGUUAUACUGCAACACCAGCCACCACACCUACCAUGUGCAGUGGUGUAAUGAAAGUCGCAACUCUGUGGUAUAUGUUAGCGGUACCAAUAUAUGUAUCCAUGAUGUCUCUUAUACGAUGAAUGUUCAUUAGAUUCGGUUGAUUUAAUUUUUAGGUUGCUUUAAUUUUUGGUGUUAAACGCCACUUUAAAGAACAUUAG
Messenger RNA from Mytilus trossulus (common blue mussel), 594 nucleotides. Its product is annotated as slit homolog 1 protein-like. The coding region runs from base 1 to 516 and encodes 171 amino acids. The transcript has 5 exons. NCBI's taxonomy places the organism in Eukaryota, Metazoa, Mollusca, Bivalvia, Mytilida, Mytilidae. The record is from RefSeq and is a predicted model, not a curated record.